GACUUAGCUCCUCCGCGUCCCCGGAGCGGCUGGGCCAUGGCAGUCCUGGCCCUGCGAGAGGAGUUGGACUCGGUGUACCUGCAGCUGCUCAGCGACCUGGAGGAACUGGAGGCGAAGCGGGCGGCAUUGAACGCCCAGGUGGAAGAGGGAUGGUUCUUGCUUGCCAAGGCUCGCUAUGCCAUGGGCGCCAAGUCGGUGGGGACCCUGCAGUAUGCCUCAUGUAUGGAGCCUCAGAUCUGCGUGCGCACCAGCGAGGCCCAGGAUGGACCCCAGACCUUCAGGGUGAUCAAAGCUGAUGCCCAGACCCCCGAGGAAGUGGGACCCAGCGAGGCAUCUCUGCGCAGGCGCAAGGGCCCUACCAAGACCCAAGUGUCAGGGACCUCCGUGGUCCCUCAAGAUCCCUUGAACUGGUUUGGAAUCUUGGUUCCUCACAGUCUUCGGCAGGCCCAGGCCAGCUUCCGGGAUGGCCUUCAGCUGGCUGCAGAUAUAGCCAACCUCCAGACUCGAAUCAACUGGGGUCGGGGUCAGGUCCGGGGCCUCCAGAAAAAACUGAAGGAGUUGGACCCUGGACCUGCCUGAUCUGAAUCUACUGUCAAAGGCAUUAAGCAUAGCCAUCU
Molecule: messenger RNA, 617 nt
Organism: Peromyscus leucopus (white-footed mouse)
Lineage: Eukaryota; Metazoa; Chordata; Mammalia; Rodentia; Cricetidae
Product: coiled-coil domain-containing protein 115-like
Exons: 1
Coding region: 37-579 (180 amino acids)
Biological process (GO): vacuolar proton-transporting V-type ATPase complex assembly
Cellular component (GO): extrinsic component of endoplasmic reticulum membrane
Source: RefSeq, a predicted model, not a curated record